Biomphalaria glabrata is the source of this 2699-nucleotide messenger RNA. RefSeq names its product Na(+)/citrate cotransporter-like. NCBI's taxonomy places the organism in Eukaryota, Metazoa, Mollusca, Gastropoda, Planorbidae. Gene Ontology annotation, cellular component: membrane. Gene Ontology annotation, molecular function: transmembrane transporter activity. Bases 577 to 2523 code for a protein of 648 amino acids. The transcript has 16 exons. Gene Ontology annotation, biological process: monoatomic anion transmembrane transport. The record is from RefSeq and is a predicted model, not a curated record.
CACUUUUAACCAUUAUAAAGUUUUCGCUAAUGACGAACUGGCAAGAUUUUUCCGUGCUGACCUUGCUUGACCCACAUGCCUGUGGUUUGAAACGCCUGAACAUCAAGCCGUCCAGAAAAGAGGUGAUAUCAAAGAGCGGCGUCACUUUGAGAGAGGUUCCCAUUCUCGGAUCAAGAUGAAAUUUUGCACAAGUAUUUACAGUCAGUGAGAAAUACAUGAAGCAAUACAAGGGGGACGUAUCAUUGAAUUAAUCAAUUAGUGAUAGUCACCAUUUAAAGUCAGUUAAAAGACUUUACUUCGAGAACUGAUAUAAAGAACAAGUGCAGUAUUUCACAUGGGUGUACAGUUCUAGUAGUUGACCAUUGGCUACCAGUGAUCGAUUUUAAGUUUUCUUUUUGCUGUCUGUCAGUCUUCGGCAUUUAUUUGUGUCUGUGUGUGUGUGUGGUCUAAAUGUGUAUUGCGCGGGCAUAAAAAUGCUCAAUAAGAACAAGUGAAAACUCAAUGUGACUGUAUAUUAGCCAUUUACACGGUUUGGGAUUGAUUCCACAUUUGGAGCUAUAAAUAUAUCUGAACGUCAUGCAGCAACAUUAUGACCUGCUGCCCCUUGAACUGGUCAGUUACAGAAACACAGCGGAGGACUACGAGAAGGACAACAAAUGUUUGCUAUCUCUUGCGGCUGAAUCUAAGAGGUUUUUGCAGGACACGAACGUACAAAUGACGAACACAUGCAGCGAUGACAACAAUAUUUAUAUUGUAAACAAACCAUCUAACUCCGAUGACAAAAAAUCAAUGCCAAUUAUCGAUUCGUCACCAGUUCUGGAAAAGAUAUCUCUGGGAAAACAUUUAUUGUCCAUGUGGUAUCUGGCAGUCAUCCUACUGACACCCAUUGUCUUCCUGCCAGUGUUUCUGCUUGUCAGUGAUCAGUAUCAGCGACAAGCCAGGUGUGGCUACACGAUAGCCGUUAUGGCCAUCUACUGGACGACUGAAGCUCUUCCAAUUGCUGUGACGUCAUUGGCUCCGGUCGUACUGCUCCCAGCUCUAGGCGUUCUGACAGCCAAGGAAGUCUCAAGCGUCUAUUUUAAUGACACGACCAUGUUGUUUGUGGGUGGCAUGGUGGCUGCUGCCGCUGUGGAAACAUGGAACGUCCAUAAAAGGAUCGCCUUGCUGGUUCUCAAGUUAGUGGGAGCAGAACCAAAGUGCCUCUUGUUGGGCAUCUGUCUAGUCACGUGGUUCUUGUCCAUGUGGAUAUCUAAUACAGCCACCACUGCCAUGAUGAUAGCCAUCGUUCAGGCGCUGUUGGCCCAGUUCAAAGAAAUGAAGGCACACGACAAAACGCAACAUGUCAAGCUGAAUGGAUAUUCCGUCCGGGCGCAGGAUAAAACUGACCAGGAGGCAGACGCAGAGUUCGUCCGACUCAGCAAGGCUUUAACCCUUUCCGUCGCUUACUCAGCCAAUAUAGGCGGUGUAGCUAGCCUCACGGGUACGGGGCCUAACCUGGUCCUGCUAGCUGCGUCCCAGAAAGUUUUUGAGGAAGUCGGACUGACAAGCCCAAUCACUUUCAGCACUUGGUUCAUCUACGGCCUGCCUCUGUCCUUGCUCCUGAUGCUGACAAUGUACCAGUGGAUGGUGGUCUUCUUCCUGCGCUGCAAGGGCGGAUGUCUGUGUUGUUGCUGCAGCCCUGAAACAAAACGAGGUCAAAUCGAGAAGGUCAACGCCAUGAUUAGAGAUGAAUACAAAAAACUGGGACCCGUUACUUAUGCUCAAGGUUCAAUCCUGAUUGCCUUCUUUCUGCUAGUGGUGGCCUGGGUCACGAGGGACUUGGGUGGAAUAGGAGGCUGGGCAGCUUUGUUUCCUAAAGGUUACUUGAGUGACUCCACGCCGUCCAUUUUGUUUGGUGUUCUUAUGUUUGUCUUACCGUCGUCCAUUCCCAAAGCACUGACCAACAGACUGGACAAACACGCUACCUACUCACGAGUCACGCCUUUGCUUACGUGGCGUCAACUACAAGACAAAAUGCCAUGGUCACUCUAUUUUCUUCUUGGCGGUGGAUACGCCAUUGCACACGCCGCCACGGUGUCUGGGCUGUCUAAAUGGAUCGGCGACCAGCUGAUGGUGUUCAGAUCCCUUGACCAGUGGUUAUUUCUACUUAUUAUAGGCUACAUAGUAACUUUCGCCACAGAAGUGACCAGUAACACGGCCAUAGCCACAUUAAUGAUGCCCAUACUAGCCCAGAUGUCUGUCAGUCUCCAGAUCAAUCCUUUGUUUUUCAUGUAUCCCGCUGCAGUGGCCACAUCCUUCGCCUUCAUGCUGCCUGUCGCCACGCCUCCAAACGCCAUCGUGUUCUCCAGCGGCACUCUCAAAGUUAUUGACAUGGUCACGAGUGGUCUCUUUUUAAACAUCGUCUGUGUCCCUAUCUUGAUACUCGCCACAGCCACCUGGGGCAACGCCUUUUUUCACUUCGACAAGUUCCCACGUGAGUUUUUACAGAACUCUACUCUUGCUGGAGUAGUAAAGAGUGCAUAGGUGUCUACUUCAAGAUUUGAAAUUGUAUGGCAUUGAGUCGAGUAUGAAAGUUUACUUUGACAAAUGGUUCUCUUAAAGAGUAUGUCAGUGCCUAAAUCCCAACUAAGCUCACCGUCUAUUCCAGUUGUACAGUGUUUUCUUCGGUUUUUUUACUGUAUAAAAUUUUUUUUAUACAA